Molecule: messenger RNA, 1878 nt
Organism: Plasmodium adleri (nom. inval.)
Lineage: Eukaryota; Apicomplexa; Aconoidasida; Haemosporida; Plasmodiidae
Product: eukaryotic translation initiation factor 3 subunit L, putative
Exons: 1
Coding region: 1-1878 (625 amino acids)
Biological process (GO): translational initiation
Cellular component (GO): eukaryotic translation initiation factor 3 complex; cytoplasm
Molecular function (GO): translation initiation factor activity
Source: RefSeq, a predicted model, not a curated record
AUGGCUGAGGUGAACAGUGUUGAAGAAAAUGUAAAUGAGGAGAUUGUAAGUUUUGAAGAAGAAGUUGAAACAUUUUUAAUAAAUUUACACGAUUUUGUUUAUCAUCGAAAUGCUGAAGCUAUAAAGAAAUUGUUUGAUACAGAUUUUUAUACAAUAUCUGAAAUAUAUUUUAAGAAUAUAAGAUGGCCAUCAAUAAAAUUGGUUGAUAUAUUUUAUAAACAGAAGAAUAGAUUUCAUAAUUUGAUUCAUUCAUUAUAUGAAGAGUUAUAUUAUCGUCAUGUAUUUAUAAUAAAAGAUAUAACAUUAGAAGAUCGUAAGAAUGCAUGGGAUAAUUAUAAAUGUUUAUUAAAUUUUAUAACAACUAUAUGUACAGAUUUAUCAGGUGAUUCUAAUGAUAAUGUAUUGGUUAUGCCAAAUGUAUGGGUAUAUGAUUUUUUAUCAGAAUAUAUAUAUCAAUAUCAAUCGAUGUGUCAUUAUAGAUUACAAUUAUUAAAAGAUUCAGAAAAGAAUGAAGAAGGAAUAUCAUUUGUUACUCAAAAUACAGAUGUAUUUGAGAGUAGUAUUGUUUUUGAAGCAUUACAUAAUUUAUUAUUAAAAGGAGAAUUUAGUACCUUACCUUUAGAAGAAAAAAGUACAUAUGUAAAUAAUAUAUAUAAUAUAAAUAAUGAAGAAAUAAAUAGUAAAUAUCAGUUUGCUUAUUUUGCUUGUUGUAUAUUAUUAAAUUUAUAUGUAUUAAUAGGAGAUUAUUAUACAGCUUUAAAAAUUAUAUCUCAUAUAGAAUUAAAUCAUAAAGCAUUAUAUUGGAAAGUUACAUUAUGUCAUUUAAGUAUAUUUUAUAAUAUUGCAUUUUCAUAUAUGAUGUUAAAAAGAUAUAAUGAUAGUAUAAAAAUAUUAUCACAAAUUUUAAUAUAUCUAUCUAAACAAAAAAUACAUUUCUCGAAUCAACAAAAAUAUCAACAAAAUUUAAUACAUAAACUUAUAGAUAAAAUGUAUCUAAUAAUUAUUAUUUGUCAUUCAUUAACAAAUACAAGAUUAGAUGAAACAAUCCUUCAAAAUAUAAAAGAAAAUUAUUCAGGUAAAUUUUAUGCUUUACAAUCAGCUAAUGAACAAACAUAUGCAGAAUUAUUUAUUAGGGUUGCACCUAAAUUUAUUGAUCCAUUAUCUAAUAUUAGUUUCCAAAUAUUAUCAAAUUUUCAAAAUGUACAAAAUCAAACAUAUAAUUCUGAUCCAACAAAUCGACAGCUAGCCAUUUUUUUAAAAGAUGUAUCAUAUCAAAAAAAAGCUUUUUAUUUUAUUUCAUAUGCUAAAUUAUAUCAUAAUAUUCAAUUAAAAAAAUUAGCAAAUCUUAUGAAUUAUAAUGAAUUAAUAAAUAAUGAUGAUGAAUAUGAACAAGAACAAAAUGUAUCAUCAGAUAUUAUGUGUGUUAAAAAUUGUAGUAAACAAUUAAUAUGGAAAGAAGGACCAUUAUAUACAGGAGAUUUUAUUAAUUCCAUAUUUGGAAAUUCAUUUGAUUUUUUUAUUGAUCUAGAUAUUGUAAAUAUUAAAACAAGAGCACACCAAAAAAUAUUUAUUGAUUAUUUUGUUCAUCAAAUUAAUAUGAGUAAAAAUCUUAUGAAUAAUUUAUUAGGAACUGCAGCACCACAUAUGUAUAAAACAAAAUAUGACCACUUUAAGAAAAAACACAAAAAUAAAAACAGAAAUAAACACAACAAUAAUAAUAAUAACAAUAAUAAUAAUAAUAAUAAUACUAAUUAUUAUCAUAAAAAUAAACAAAAUAAACAACACCAUCAAAACAGACAUAACAAUCAAAAUAAACAACCUAAUCAAAAUAGGAACAGUCAUCAAAAUAAUAUGCACACACAAGUAGCUGCUUCUUGA